AUGUUUGAGAAUCCUUUGAUCAAUGUAUAUGAGUCUAGCAAACAUAAUAAAAAAAGAAAACUUGAAAUUCUUUUAAAAGAAUACGUUGAAAAGUUGAAGAAACAGUCAAGCUCAGACAUAAAAUUGCCUGAGUUUAGCCAAAACACGUCUGAUGAAAGGGAAUUGAAAAAAAGGAAAAAAAGCCUAAGGAAAGCGAGCAGAAAAGCAUCCAAAAGGCUCCAAGAAACGUUUGAAGAAUGGAAUAUUAAUCCAGUAACGAAAAGUUUAAGCCAUACAGAUAAUGAGAAAUGGAAAAACAGUUCACGAAUAAAAAAGAGCAAAAAGAGUGAUAGUGCUCUAGGAGAAGAAGUGUUGAUCAGAAAACGAAAACUCAGUGAUGUUUUCGAAGGCAAUGAGGAGUUAGCAUGGAUGGAGGAAGGUGCAGAUAAAGAUGAAGAUGAAGAUGAAGAACAAAAUGAGGAUGAGGAACAUGAAUUAAAUCAUGAGCCAGUAGAAAUUUCAACUAUCAAUCAAAACUCCUGGGUUUAUACCAAUUUUCUUAUUAGGACUAAAGGAUAUGAAGUGCUACCUUAUUUGAACCCAAUUUUCACUCAAUUGGAUAACAACAAUAACUAUAAUGAUGGCAGUUGCAGAAAUAAUUACGAGGGUUCUAAGAUUGAUAAUAAUGGUGUUUCGAAUGAGAUCAAUGACCAGAAUUUUAAUUCGAAUUUUAAUUUCUCAAAGAAACAUAUAAACUUGUUGAUAAAUUUAUUGUAUAUUAAUAUUUUUAAGAAGAAUUGGAAAAUUGCGUACAAAGUAUUUUCUAUUAUAAUCCGGUUGAAUUUAUCUAGGGUUAUUUUAGACAUUGAUAAUAGUAAAGGUGGGAAAAGUAGCAAAUCUAAGAACAAAGAAAAAAUUGAUUUACGAACGUUGUGGCCUUUAGGAAUUGAAUUAUUAAAUGGGCUAAAAGAGGAGGCAAUUCAAAAACAAAUCUCUAAAUUGGAAAUUGAUGAUGUGAAUUUAGAGCAAAGUAAAACCGAGAUUAAUAAGAUUAAUUCGAAUUUUAUAAAUGAGUUUAAACUACAGUAUUAUAAUAAUAACGAGAUUCUGAAUGAAGCGUUGGAAGAUAUGAUUCAAAUAAAUAAUGAUAAUAAAAUAUAUAAAAACGAAAGAUAUUUAGAAUGGUUGUCAAACUUUUAUGGGGUGAAUGCUUCGAUCAAUUAUUUCAAUUCAGAGAGAAAAUUUAGAUUUUCGCCAUUAUGGAGAGUUGGUAGUCGAGUGUAUUCACCAUUAUAUACGUUGUCGUAUAUUUGGACGUUGAUUUUGAAUAUUAAUAAUCUUAAUUUGAAUAAUUUUGAUAUAAUUCCGGCAAUAUCCAACAAGCCAUUGUUAAUUCGAAAAGAAAUGAGAUUGAAUGAAAAUAUAAUUUCCAAUUCAAAUAGAAAAAUUAAAAUAAUUAAGGAUAAACUAUCUGAAUUAUUGUUGCAGCCACCUUUUAAUGAAGAUUUAAAUUUCAUGUAUUUAAAAUUUGUUAUAAAUUUGAUUGAAAUAAAUUUAUUAAUUUAUGAAUUAAUUAAUAAUGAAUUGGAUAAGAAAAUUAAAAAAAUCAAAAUUGAUAAAAAGUAUGUUGAAGAAUUAGAUAGUUAUCGAGACAUUUUAAAAUUAAUUGAGAAUAAUAAUAAAUAUUUGGAUGAUUGUAUUGAAAAGGGGUUGAUUAUUGAUAAGAGGAUUGUUACAAAAGAAGUUAGAUAUUUAUUAACUAAGAUUGAGACCAUACUAAUUACCUGA
Molecule: messenger RNA, 1767 nt
Organism: Ascoidea rubescens DSM 1968
Lineage: Eukaryota; Fungi; Ascomycota; Saccharomycetes; Ascoideales; Ascoideaceae
Gene: RRN11
Product: Rrn11p
Exons: 1
Coding region: 1-1767 (588 amino acids)
Biological process (GO): nucleolar large rRNA transcription by RNA polymerase I; transcription initiation at RNA polymerase I promoter
Cellular component (GO): RNA polymerase I core factor complex
Molecular function (GO): TBP-class protein binding; RNA polymerase I core promoter sequence-specific DNA binding; RNA polymerase I general transcription initiation factor activity
Source: RefSeq, a predicted model, not a curated record